AUGCCGCAAUCUGAUUUCCACGAGCACGAGCAUCGCCGCUCAAUCGAGACUUUGCAAAUACUAGAUGGAAAUGCCACCACCAGCGGCACAAGUCUCCCGCCAACGGACCGCGGCCGCGAUGCGUACUUGGCUCUCAUCUGCUGCACCCAGCAUUUAGGCUAUUCCGUGGCGUUUGGCAUCUUCCAAGAGUACUACACCAGCGACGAGAGCCCCAUCAAGGCGCCGCCUGGCUCAUUCGCCACCGUCGGGGCCCUGCAGAUGGGCGUCAUGUAUCUCAUGAUGCCGCUUGCGUUCAUGGUGCUGAGCUGGUUCCCGCGGCUGCGUCCCUGGUGCGGUCCUCUCGGACUGGCCAUUACUGUCGCGAGCAUCUGCGCGUCGGCAUACGUGACGACCGUCGGCGGCCUCAUUGCCACCCAGGGCGCGCUGUACUCGAUGGGAUGCGGGCUGCUGUUCAGCCCCAUCUCCAAGUACAUGGAUGAGUGGUUCUCGGCCAAAAAGGGGCUCGCCUACGGCAUAAUGUGGGCGGGCAAGUCCAUUGUCGGCAUGGUGAUGCCGUUUGUCUUUAGCGGGCUGCUCAAUCGGUUCGGUCUCCGGGCCACGCUGCUGUCGUGGGCUGCCGCGUCGGCCAUCAUGACGCUGCCGACGCUCCUCUUCCUCAAGCCCCGCGUGCCGCUGCACCUGCAAGCCCAGAACCGCCGCGUGUCGCUCGGCUUCCUCCGUCAAACGUCCUUUUGGAUGAUGCAGGUCGGCAUCAUCAUCCAGGCGCUUGGCUAUAUCAUGCCCAGCACGUACAUGGCCAGCUAUGCGACCGACGUCGGCUACUCGUCCAUCACCAAGCCGAUCCUCAUUGCCAUGUUCUCGCUGUCUAGUACCUUUGGCGCGCUCUUUCUUGGCAUGCUAAGCGACCGCCUCAAUGCGACCAAGGUGGUUCUCAUCUCUGCCAUUGGCAGCGCUGCGCCCGUGUUUCUGCUCUGGGGCCUUAGUCGGCACCUGGCCAACGUCAUCAUGUUUGCGCUCGUGUACGGAUUCUUUGCCGGCGGCUUCAGCUCGACCUGGACAAGCAUGAUGCGUGAGAUUCAGCGGGACGAUCUGGCAGCUGAUCCGUCGUUGCUGUUUGGGCUGCUCAUGGGUGGGCGCGGCGUUGGCUUUGUUGCGGGAGGACCACUCAGUGGUGCUCUCAUUGCUGUGCCAGGGCUUUUGACAGACGAGGCUAUUGGAUAUGCCACGAGAUAUGGUCCGAUGAUUCUAUGCACGGGGCUUACUGCGAUUUUGUCGGCAUGGGCACCGUUCUGGAACAUGUCCAAGACCUUCAAAUCGAGCAUUAGGGCGGCUUCUAGAGUCAGGACAGCAUGA
Molecule: messenger RNA, 1353 nt
Organism: Beauveria bassiana ARSEF 2860
Lineage: Eukaryota; Fungi; Ascomycota; Sordariomycetes; Hypocreales; Cordycipitaceae
Product: MFS monocarboxylate transporter
Exons: 2
Coding region: 1-1353 (450 amino acids)
Biological process (GO): transmembrane transport
Cellular component (GO): fungal-type vacuole membrane
Molecular function (GO): transmembrane transporter activity
Source: RefSeq, a predicted model, not a curated record